Geodia barretti is the source of this 563-nucleotide messenger RNA. NCBI's taxonomy places the organism in Eukaryota, Metazoa, Porifera, Demospongiae, Tetractinellida, Geodiidae. The record is from the annotation of a GenBank genome assembly.
UCACAACACAUGCAAAUACAAGCACACAUAUUUUCCAUUUAUACCACACACAUUCUAUAUAUUAUGAUAGCAGCAUGCCAUGUGAGCUAUGGACUGACCACACAUACACGCGAUACUAUUAUACGAAGUUCACUCCUCCUGUGGAGGUGUGGAGUGAGAUGGAGAAGAAGGUGACCCGACGGACCCACUGUUCUUCCUCUUUCUCCUGCUGCUGUUGCUAGUCUGAGACGCCGGUCUGGAAGUGGCUCUCACAGAAUUUGGCCCAUCACGAGGUGCUCCAAUUUCCGGGGAAGACUGGUGGGAUGGAGUUCUCUGUCUUUUCCUCGAACCAGCUGAGCCUUCCUCCUGCAGCCCACUCCGGGAAGACUGCUCCCCUGAAGGAUGAGGAUGUCGGGAUGGCAGUCUGGAUGACCUGGCACUGUAGCUGCUGCCACAGGCUUCCUUCCUGCUGGACAUGUCUGUUACCACUGAGCUCCCUGUCUCCUCACACGAGGACCGUCUCGAGGUGGCUGACUGGCUCCUCCGCUCCCCAGAUAAAUCAGAGCGACAUUUAGAGGAGCUAA